CACUGAAGGAAACGCAAGCUCCGCGAGAGAGGUUCCGGCGCUGCCUGGGCUGGAGGAUACAGAAUGGAGACGGCGACCGAAGGCCCGGGACUGGACCGCGGCCCGACGCUGACCUCGUCCUGGGAUGCGGCGUGCGGGGCGCUGACCCAAAGCCUCCUUCUUACCCGGUUUGGGCCAGAUUCCCAGGACUUGAACUUCGAGCAGCUGCUGGCGCCGUCAACUCCGGGCCCGGAUCUGGUGAGUCUGAAGAGCAGCCUGAGCCCCCGAGAUGAAAACCCUUGCUUCCUUUACCUGAAGUGUGGGCCUAAUGGGGGUGAAGAAAUCCUUUCGGUUGGCAUUCUGAGUUCAGCAAGAAACAUGGAAGUGUAUGUAGGAGAGGAGUAUUGUGGAACCAGUCGAGGCAAGAAUGUCUGCACUGUCCUGGAUGACAGUGAACACGAAAAGAUUCUUUUGUACAAAAAAUACCUAAAAUUGGAACCUCCCACCCAUGCUUGUAAAAUAAAGUUGCUGUCCUUCGGUGAAAAGCAGUGUGUGCUCAUCAGUAAAGUUGUGGUGCACGUGAGACCAAGGUCAGCAAAUCCUUCACCAAGCUCUUCUGCUCUAGGAUCACGGAUAGACCUCGACAAUAUCCAAACCAUAAUGGAGUCAAUGGGAUCAAAGUUAUCUCCUGGAGCUCAGCAGCUGAUGAAUAUGAUUAGGUGUCAGCAGCAGAAUUGUCUUCCCAUUGGAGAUCAGCUUCAGUCAGUGCUGGGGACCACAGGCCACAAGCAUCUGAUUGCGCUGCAGUCCUCACCUUCUUCAGGAGUCUUAGAUAAAGCGUCCUCUACACCGUUUCCUCUUAGAACUGGAUUGACACCUUCAGCCAUCACUGAAAAUUUAAAGGCUCUUAUUGAUAAAAGCACGCAGCCACCUGGAAAAGGAAAUACCACAAACCACGAUGAGUGCCACCUUGUGCCACAAAACCAUUCCCUUCUUGAAAGUGAUCUUAAAAAUGCAGUCUCUUCUUUCUUACCGAAGAAGGCAAGUGGCAACUCAAAUGUGCCCAGCUCUGAGUUGCUGCCUUUUCUCCAGACUUUAUGUAGUCAGGUCAGCCAUCUCCGUGUGGGACAUAAUGCCAAGUGGCAGGAGAAGAGCUGCAAGCCCCGAGAGAGCACUGCUGGGGUUUCGAUGGAAGAACAGCCUGUUUGCUCCUACUUGGAAAAGGUUCUUUCUAAAAACAUGGAGCUCAUGGAAAAGAAGCUUAUGGACCACAUCGAUGAGAGGAUCUGUCAGCUCCAGGAGCACAUAGAUGCUAAAAUGGCUUUGUUAGUGGACUUGCUGCGAAAUCCCAACUCCCCACCCCCAGGGAUGCCGCUAAGACACUAUGACUCCAGAGAAAGACUUUCCAAUGGAGAGAGAUAAGCUAUCGACAUACCCAAUUAUUGCAGAUAUUUAUUACAUAUUUAUUACAAAGCCCAAAUCCAAAAAGGUUAUGAAAAUCAAGUCUUUAAUGUCCUUUGAAGGAUUGUUGUCUUACAUGGCGACCUCAGUGCUCUUUUUAGUGCACUUGUUACUGUAGACCCGGGUCUACACCAUCAGCCACCCUGAUGCAGUCAUAAGUUAUUUUGCUUGCUAUAUUUUUCACUCUUACAGAAGUGUACUUGUAUUGCUCGAGUUUUUAGGAUAUGUAAAGACUUCUAAUGCAGUUCAUUGGUUUGUAUUGUAUAUGACAUAUGUUUGAAGUGGAUUUUUUUAUUUAUACAGAUACCUGUGAAAUACAGUCUCAGGAGUAUGAAAAGUAA
Myodes glareolus (Bank vole) is the source of this 1781-nucleotide messenger RNA. It is a transcript of the gene C7H10orf88, whose product is annotated as chromosome 7 C10orf88 homolog. NCBI's taxonomy places the organism in Eukaryota, Metazoa, Chordata, Mammalia, Rodentia, Cricetidae. The record is from RefSeq and is a predicted model, not a curated record.